Leptidea sinapis is the source of this 2664-nucleotide messenger RNA. Its product is annotated as UDP-glycosyltransferase UGT5-like. Gene Ontology annotation, molecular function: UDP-glycosyltransferase activity. The record is from RefSeq and is a predicted model, not a curated record. The transcript is spliced from 4 exons. Bases 21 to 1562 code for a protein of 513 amino acids. Lineage: Eukaryota; Metazoa; Arthropoda; Insecta; Lepidoptera; Pieridae.
AGUAGUGAACAACGCUUAACAUGAAUUCCAUAUUCUAUCUUAUAUUGGUGACGUAUUUGACAAGGACGGAUUGUGCUCGUAUAUUAGCUAUCUUUCCAACUCCAUCAAUAAGUCAUCAAGUUGUUUUUCGACCACUCACUCAAGCAUUGGCUAAUCGUGGACAUGAAGUAACAGUCAUAACACCAGAUCCAGCAUUCAAAGAUAACGCUCCAAGAAAUCUGACAGAAAUUGACGUUCAUGAUAUUUCCUAUGAUUUUUGGCGCAAAUUUCUCCUAAAGAACGCUGCUGUUGGAGGGAAUACAGAUAUUUUAAAUGCUUUUUCAAUUCUAUCAGAAUCGUUUAGUAAAACAUUCUUUUUGCAGUUGGAAACUGAAGAUGUUCAGAAAAUAGUUCGAAGCAAAGCAACGUACGAUUUGCUACUGAUUGAAGAGUGUGUGAGACCAGCUCUAGUGUUUUCUUAUAUUUUCAAAAAUGUUCCUGUUAUUCGCAUUAGUUCAGGGGGUGUAAUGGUUUCUGCAUAUAAAAGUACAGGAUUACCAAAUCAUCCACUUUUGUUCGCCAGCAUUUUACAGCGAAGGUUUCAUAAUUUGACUAUUUGGGAAAAAAUACAAGCGUUCAUACAUAACGCCGGUCUUGAGUAUAUAUAUGCAACUCAUCAAAUUGAAGAGGAUAAGCAGUUGAAAAGAAUAAUCGGACCAGAUGUGCUUCCACUGCACAAAUUAAUGGAAAAUAUCGACCUUGUAUUUUAUAAUAACUUUCCCAUUUGGGCUGGUAAUAUACCUGUUCCCCCAAACGUCGUGUAUAUUGGAGGUAUAUACGAAAAACCAAAGCAGGAAAUCCCCGAGGAUCUUAAAAUAUUUCUGGAUUCAUCUAAACACGGAGUUAUUUAUGUGAGCUUUGGAACAAACACAAAAUCGUCCCUUUUCCCAAAGAGUCAAGUUCAUAUAUUUACAAAAGUAUUUUCUAAGCUGCCCUACGAUGUUUUGUGGCGGUGGGACGAAGAUAUUUCUGGAAAAUCAAAGAACAUAAGAAUUACAAAGUGGGUACCACAGCCUGAUCUGUUGAAACAUCAAAACGUAAAACUCUUCAUAAUGCAAGGUGGUUUCCAGUCUACAGAAGAAGCUAUAAUUGGUGGCGUACCACUUAUAGGACUGCCAAUGUUCGCAGACCAGUGGUAUAAUGUUGAGAAAUACAAAUACUUUGGCAUCGGUACAAAACUUGAUAUGAAUAGUUUUAACGAGCAAGAUUUAAGAUCUGCAAUCAGUGAAGUCAUAGAGAACAGAAGUUAUCGAGACAAUAUCGUGAAACUACGACAGAUUUUAAGUGAUGAGCCUCAGAAGGGGCUGGAUAAGGCCAUCUGGUGGACGGAGUACGUACUACGACACGGUGGAGCGAAACAUCUUCGAUCUCCCGCAGCCAAUAUGUCCUGGAUGGAGUAUUACGAAGUCAAAUUAAUAUUAACAGUCAUUAGUAUUAUAUUGGUUCUUGUAACUCUAAUAAUGUAUUCCAUUAUAACCAUUUAUAAAUAUAUUGUGAAAAGUGAAAAACAUAAAAUUUCUUAGUUACUUAAAUAGACUUUGAAUUGAUUUUUUUGUAAUGAUAAAGUGUACUGUUAAAAUAAUUUGCUCAAUUUCACAAAAUUAUUUAAGUAGGCAUAAUUUGUACUAAAACGUUAUGGUAUUGAAAAAUUCGUAAAUUAGAUGCAGGUUAAUGUUUUUUAUCUACAUCCUUAUAUAUUCAAAAUUUGUUAUAAAAAGGAUUUCAUAAAUAUAUUCGUAAUGUAAAGGUAUAUUUUGCAUUAGCUCUUAUAAACACCAGGAGAACCUAACUAUGGUAGCGGUGAUAGUAUUGUCUUUUAUUCGGUUGAAAACACGUGUCAUCCUAGCAACAUGUACCAGGACUUAUAAAUUAAAGUGCAUUAUAAAUUAUAAUUAUUCUCUUUGAAAUGAUACAUAGAGUAAAGUUUUGUCUGUUAGGGACCUAAAAGUUUUAUUGGAUAAUAAUAAUAUAAUUUGCGAUAAAAAAAGUUAGGCAGCUGACAGAUGUUGAAACGGCUAGACUUGUAUAUUUCAGCUACUUUCAUAGUGUCAUGUCUUACGGAAUUAUAUUGUGGAGUAGGGCUGCAGAUAUUGAAAACAUAUUUGUGCUGCAGAAAAGAGCAAUUCGAGCAGUCUAUAAAAUGCGUUCAAGGGAUUCAUUGAGAGAAAAGUUUAGUGAAAUAAAUAUUAUGACAGUACACUGCCAGUACAUAUACGAGAACCUCAUAUACGCCCAUAAAAAUAUUAGCCAAUUUAAAAAGAAUAGUGAUGUACACAGUGUCAAUACUCGAAACAAACAUAAACUCGCAAUUCCAUCUACUAGGCUCCGUAAAAUUGCUAAAUCUUUUAAAGUGGAUUGUGUUAUAUUUAAUAACAAACUCCCAAAUGAAAUUAAAAUGUUACCUAUUAAAAAAUUUAAAUGUAUCGUAAAAAAUAAAUUAACAUCUAAGGCCUACUAUAAUGUGAAAGAUUAUUUGAAUAAUAAAGAGGUGGAAUUAAUGUUCUAAAUUUUGUUAAUGAAUAUUGUUAUUCUCAUUUGAAUGCUAUUGUAACUUUUGUACUUCAUCCUGACUUGCACUAAAUAACUUAUAAAGUUUUACAGUGAAUAAAGAUUUUUUGACUUUGA